GAUAACCUUAGUUGUGUGAACUAUUCGAGACGCGACCCCAAGUCGAGCCUCAACACGACCAAAGACGGUUUUCAUUGCAGCACAGCGAGGCGUCGCUUUUGUUGGUGAAGGAAGCAGUUUUUGAUUAUUUAAUACAGAAUUUUGACGGAUCAGCACAACACGACAUACACAACACCUUUUCUCCCGUCAACGCCUUUUCCGGCUCGAAAUACAAAUUCCAAGCCAAGCAAAGAAGGAGGGACAGAAAGAAAGAGAGAGAACCAAAGAUAUGGAAAAGGACCUCGAGAAGCGCCGACCGGGGCGCAUCAGCCACUUCAAACGAGUGUUGGAUCAAGGCGCGGUCAACGAUGAUAUCAUCAACGCCCACUACGCAGGUGCAGGCACCGAGGAGGACCCUUAUAUCGUGAAGUGGCUCGACGAUGACCCUGUGAAUCCGAUGAACUACUCCGACAGGCGAAAAUGGUUCAUAACCAUGUUAGUCGCCCUUGCGACUCUGGCUGUGGCAUUUGUAUCGUCUGCAUAUUCGGGAGGAAUUUCCGAGAUUCUUUUACAAUUUCGCGUGGCCACCAUCAUUGGCACUCUGGGUGUAUCUUUAUUUGUCGUUGGAUUUGCGAUUGGCCCUCUCAUGUGGGCGCCUUUGAGUGAACUUUACGGACGACAGUAUCUCUUCUUUGGCACCUACAUGUUCCUCACAGCCUUCAAUGCCGGUGCUGCCGGGUCCCAAAACAUAGCCACGCUGCUCGUGCUACGUUUCCUCGCCGGUUCCUUCGGCUCAUCUCCUCUGACCAACGCCGGCGGUGUCAUUGCCGACAUGUUCCCAGCAGCACAGCGUGGUCUGGCCACCAGCCUUUUUGCCGCAGCUCCUUUUCUCGGCCCAGUCAUUGGCCCCAUUGUGGGCGGUUUUGUCGGCGAGACAGUUGGUUGGCGCUGGGUCGAAGGCGUAAUGGCCAUCUUCACCGGUGUCCUCUGGCUCGUCUGCGGCGUCUUCGUCCCCGAGACGUACGGCCCCGUCCUCCUCCGCAAGCGCGCAGCCAAGCUGUCCAAGAUCACGGGCAAGUGCUACAGGACGCAGACCGAUGUGCAGCAGGGCCGCAUCAGCCUGGGCCAGGCCUUCAAGACGGCCCUGUCGCGCCCUCUGAUCCUCCUCUUCCGCGAGCCCAUCGUUUUUCUCCUGUCCAUCUACAUGGCCAUCAUCUACGGCACGCUGUACAUGCUCUUUGCGGCGUUUCCCAUCGUCUUUCAGGAGGUGCGCGGCUGGUCGCCUGGAGUCGGGGGUCUGGCCUUUCUGGGCGUUUGUGUGGGUAUGCUUCUUGCCGUUGCGUACUCUAUCUACGACAACAAGCGGUACAUCAGGGUCAUUGAGAACUCCGAGCAGGGCUUUGCGCCUCCAGAAGCUCGUCUCCCGCCUGCCAUUAUUGGUUCUAUCUGCAUGCCCAUUGGUCUCUUCUGGUUCGCCUGGACCAACUCCGCAAGCAUCCACUGGAUCGUCUGCAUCAUCGGCUCCGCACCCUUCGGCUUCGGCAUGGUCCUCGUCUUCCUCUCCAUCAUGAACUACCUCAUCGACGCCUACGUCAUCUUCGCCGCCUCCGUCCUCGCCGCCAACGCCGUCCUCCGCUCCCUCUUCGGUGCCGCGUUCCCCUUGUUCACCUCGUACAUGUAUACCAACCUGGGCAUCCACUGGGCCUCCUCCAUCCCGGCCUUUCUCGCCCUAGCUUGUGUUCCCUUCCCUCUCCUCUUCUACAAGUACGGCCCUGCGAUCCGGAGCAGGUGUAAGUUUGCUGCACAGGCGGCUGCUUUCCUGGAGAGGCUGCGUGGGGAGGCGCAGGCUGAAGAGUCGGACGACAGCAGCUCGACUGAGCACCAGCCCCAGUACGCCGCGCUCAACGCGGCCGGUGGUGGUAUCAGCCGCAGCAGAGCCAACACGGUUUCUUCGCGGAAGAGCAAGGCGAGUCUUAGGAGGACGCGCAGCGCGGCGUAUGAUGCCAGUCCUUAUGAUAUCGAUCGGGUGAAUACGAAUGAGAGUUUUCGGGACAGGGGGUUGGGGAGCAGGAAGAACUCGUUUGCGAGGAAGAAGUAGGAAUGGUAGAUGGUUAUGCAAGGGAAAGGGAAAGUCGAGCCGUGUGUGACCUGGAGUCUUGAGGCUAGCUGGACUGUAUUUGCAAUUUGGUCAUGAUUUAUGCAUUAGACUAUUAUAUUAAUUCGAUGAUGUACAAUUUACAUCUAUAAUGAUGGAUAUCAAGAGAGAGGG
Messenger RNA from Cryphonectria parasitica EP155, 2248 nucleotides. RefSeq names its product MFS general substrate transporter. The coding region runs from base 269 to 2077 and encodes 602 amino acids. Lineage: Eukaryota; Fungi; Ascomycota; Sordariomycetes; Diaporthales; Cryphonectriaceae. Gene Ontology annotation, biological process: transmembrane transport. The record is from RefSeq and is a predicted model, not a curated record. Gene Ontology annotation, molecular function: transmembrane transporter activity. The transcript has 6 exons.